Phycomyces blakesleeanus NRRL 1555(-) is the source of this 609-nucleotide messenger RNA. RefSeq lists its product as hypothetical. The transcript is spliced from 3 exons. NCBI's taxonomy places the organism in Eukaryota, Fungi, Mucoromycota, Mucoromycetes, Mucorales, Phycomycetaceae. Bases 1 to 609 code for a protein of 202 amino acids. The record is from RefSeq and is a predicted model, not a curated record. Gene Ontology annotation, cellular component: Smc5-Smc6 complex; nucleus. Gene Ontology annotation, biological process: DNA repair.
AUGUAUAAUCAUUAUCCUUAUUAUCAUUAUAUAGUCAGAAACACACAGGAAGCCUCACUUGAUUCCAAAUUACUUGUCCUGUCUGCAGAUAUCGGUGCCCAAAAGGCUCGUAAUAUGCGCCUUGAACAACAACUUUUCAAUCUGGAUGAAUUUGUGUCAAAGCUCAAAACCGUCGGACGUCCUGAAACAGCCACAAAUCGUGACAAUCAAGAAGAGUUGAAUUGGAAGGCAAUAGGAAUGCACGGAAUUAAAUUUGGAAAACGUGCUCACUCAAUUGAUUUUAUGCUUGGACCUUUGUCAGUAGAAAAGAAACAAAGAAAGAUAGCCCGUCAAGGAAGUUCCCAAAAGAAGAAGCAUGUCCUAGUAGAGCCAACUCAAUUAAAAGAGGAUGAUGUUGCACAAAAGGAAAACGAAACGUCAAAUAAUGUCAACCAAAUAUAUCGCUUACUGGACGAACAAGGGCCGACAAACUUCUUUGAAUUCAUUGUAAAUCCAGAAUCAUUUUCACAGUCUGUAGAGAACAUGUUUUAUGUCUCGUUCUUAAUCAGAAAUGCGGUAGCCGGAAUUGAUGAUUCCAGUGGACAGCCCAUCUUGAGUAAGAGUAGUUAA